Molecule: messenger RNA, 3816 nt
Organism: Daktulosphaira vitifoliae (grape phylloxera)
Lineage: Eukaryota; Metazoa; Arthropoda; Insecta; Hemiptera; Phylloxeridae
Product: F-box/LRR-repeat protein 21
Exons: 7
Coding region: 200-1642 (480 amino acids)
Molecular function (GO): protein binding
Source: RefSeq, a predicted model, not a curated record
ACUUAACAGAAUGAUCUGGACAGAAAGAUUAAAAAUAUUAGAAUAAACUAAAAAUAGAUAACCUAGGUUGUUUCUGAUUUAAUAGUUGGAUGAAUGCCCAAUAAGAUAUAUAGCCAGUGUGCUUUAAAUUUUACAUCAUAGAUUAUUAAUUUAUUUGAUUAUUCAUUAAUAAUACAUUAUUAGUGUAUAUAUAUUAAAAAUGGAUAAGUACAAAGAAGAUGAUAAAAUUGCUUUAUUUACUAGUCAUAAAUUAAAAAAAAAUACAGUUCAAAAGUUUAAAGGAGAUUGGAAUAAUUUACCUAAUUUGUUACUUGAAAAUAUAUUUGCUUAUUUGAGUGCAAAAGAAAAAUACAAUGCAUCUAUGACAUGUCGAUCUUGGUAUUCAGCUUUUCAUUUACCUUAUUCAUGGCAUACAUUUGUAUUUGAUGACACUACUCUAACUCGCCGAAAAUUCAACUAUUAUUCAGGUUGGCAAUUUAUGUUAGACCACUUGCGAGUUCAAAUUUGUCUUCAGUCUAUUGGAUCUUAUAAUAAAGUUUUAGUAUUUAGACCAACUUCAAAUUUUUAUAACCUAUAUGAGUUUAUGAACAUGAUUUCAUUUUAUGUCGAAAAUGGAUAUAACAUUGGAUCAAGAAUUAGAGCACUUCAUUACACUUUUCCUUGUAACAUGGCUACAUCACACGAUGAGCUUGUUUUAUAUGGUACUGGGGGAAAACUUUUAGAAGCUUUAAAAAGAUUAAUGGGUAAUUUAUCAUCACUGCAGCGAUUAGAAUUAAUUGAUUUGAUGUUGGAAAACUAUGAUGCACAAUUACUAUUGGAUCAAAUUUGCUUUCAUUGUUGUGCUACUUUAAAAACAUUGGUGAUGAUAAAUGCAACAAAACAGAUGUGUCAGUUACUUCAUCCAGGAGUUUUUGUAAACCUACAGGUUUUGGUUAUAAGUCCACAAAACCUAGGAAGUGAUUUACUAUUAUUAAUAAGUCAAACUACAGUUCGAAAUUUGUACAUAGUUCAGAAUACUUAUACACCUACAGAAAUUGAAUCUAUUAAUGUUUAUGAUUGGAAAAGAAGUACCAUAGCUAGUCCUCAGUUGAAAGUUCAUUUAAGAAUAGAAUCUUCAAGAGAAAGACAGAUUUUAUGGCAAAUUGGUGCACCUGUUUCCAGCAUCAUUUACAAAUCACCUAUUAUUCAAAUGACUGCUGAUAUAAUUAAUAAAAUUGUUGAAUUAUAUUCUAACAGUUUACUUACAUUUGGAAAUUUAGAUUUACCAAAGUUUUAUCAACCAAAAUCAUUUAUUGAACGUAAUGAUAGAAAUUUAAUUGACUUAUGUCGAAUGUGUAAUAAAUUAGAUACAUUAAUUGUCAGAGAAAAAAUUUCUACUUGUACAUUGUUGUUACUUGCAUAUUAUGGACAAUCAUUAAAAUAUUUGUAUGUGCGCCGUAAUGCAGUAAUUCUACGGUUUGAUUGGCAGUAUCAAAGUGAAUGGUCAAGUGAGUUUUAUCAAUGGUUAAAAAAGUCAAGUAUGUCAUAUCAAGUAGCAGAAGAACAAGUUGCUAAAUGUCUGGGUUUAGAUUAUUGGUCAUUAUUAAAUGAUAAAGAAUUCAAAAGUAUAACUCUAAAAAUGUGUUAUUUUAAUUAUAAAUAAAUAAGUAUAAACAAAAAUUUAUAAUUUUGACUUAAACUACACACUUUCUUUCUAAUAAUGAAUAGUAAUACGAUAACCAAUAUUUUUCUUUUUUUUUUAUCAGUUUAUAAUUGUUUCAAUUUAUUUCAAGAUACUCAUGUUUAAUGAGAGUAAACAUUUUUUCUUACGUUUUUGGUAUAAAUUAAACCAUAGUGUGAUUUUAAUAUAUUUUUUGUUCUCCCUUAUGGCUCAGCUUCUACAAUAACAAUAUUGUCGAUUAAUAUGUCUAAAGAACUCGAAUUAUAUUAAUUAGGAGUCUAUUGUGUCUACAAUAGACAUACCCCUAAUGCAUUACAUUUUUAGUUGUUAUUUAAUUAAAAAUAUCCGAAUAUGCAAACUAUUUGAAUAUGAAAAAAAGAAAAACUAAACUUUGUAAAAUAUAUUAAACUGAACUCAAAAUUUAAUUUUUUUUAAUCAUUUAAGCUUAGAUGCGAAACUGAGAAGGCAUAGGUUUUUCAUGACUUUUUUUUAUGUUUAUUCACGAAAAUUAUUAGUUCUCGCUGGACCGAUUAUGUUGGUUUAUGCUAAAAAAUCCGAUUGUAAUCUAGUUGAACCCUUUAAUGCUAAAAAUUUAAAACAAAUCCUACAAUUUUAUAUAUUUAAACAAGUAUCUCAAAAUUACCGUGUUAAUAUGAAAAAUGGCAUUUUCAAAUCUUUUUUCUGCAUGUUCACCGUUGUAAAUUUUUUCAGUUUCGAUGCGAAGCUGAGAAGAUAUUAAUUUUACUAUGAUGUGUGCUUUUUUUUUUUUGUGUGUGCUGUUACCACUUUUUAUCAGCUCUCACUGAACCGAUUUCUUUCAACGAUACGUCAAAAGAUCACAAAUCGUAUCUAGUCGAAGACAUUACACUCAAAAAUUGAAAAAAUUUCUCUCUUUCCCCGUAAAUGGGGGAAACCUCCAAAAAAAAAUACAAAUUACAAACUUUUUGAAAAAUGUAUGGAUCAAUACAAUUUUUUUAUAAGAAAUAAUAUUUAUAUACUUCUUUCAUUCGACAUACUUUUUUUUUAAAUCGGACCAUUUCCCUUAAUACAGGGGGGGGGGGUUCAAAACAUAAAAAUGCAUAUAGAAAGUAGAACUUUUUCAACCUAAUUUAUGAAAGUGUUCCGGAAAUACUGACACUUUUAUAUAUAUCUUAAAUUAAAGCUUAUGUAAUAUACUUUAAUAUUAAAAAAAAAAAUUUGGACUUUAUUUUGUCUUCACGGUGAAAAUGGCUAUCGAAUGCUAUUUUUGUAUGAAAAUUCUCGAUUUUAUGUUUUAAAUUUUUAAUUUUAUAAUGCUAUGACUUAUUGAAAAGUGUAUGGAUCAACACAAUUUUUUUAUGAGAAAUAAUAUUUUUUAAUAAUCCCUUUUCCAUACGACAUACUUGAUUUUAAUCAGGAUAUUAAUAAGGAACUUGCAGAUCAUGUAACUUUUGGAAUAAUCAACCAAUUUUUUAAAAUUAAACACUAUCUAAAGAUUUACAUCGAAGCGUUUUUUUUUAUAGUGAUUUUAAUCACUGUGAGAUAUCAUUAUACUUGAUCCUACUAUGCCACGUCACCAUUGUGGCGCGAACCCCCCGUGCUGGGUUUUUUUACUUAAAACUGCCAUAACUUUUUCAAAAAUGAACAAAUCAAUAUAAUUUUUUUUUAUAGAUAUAGGAUGUCUUUACCUAUCAUUUGAUAUAUUUUUUUUGAUAUAUUUUUCAACUAUACGUCAAAAAAACUAAUCGUAUAUAGUCGAAGUCAUUACUUUCAAAAAUUUAAAAAAUAUCCAGCAUUCAUCGUAAAGGGGGGGAAAUCUCCAAAAUGACUACAAAUUUAAAAAUAGAUAAUUUUCGACAUUUUUUCAUUUUUUUUUUUACCUAAAACUGUAAUUUUUGAAAAAUGGAUGAAUAAAAGCAUUUUGUUUCUUUUAAUAGAUAUAUUAUUUUACUAUAUAUUAAUUAUAUAGUAAUAUAUAUUAAUUACAUAUUGUUUGUUAUAUAUUUUUUUAAAUCUGACCCUUCCCUGGCCACAGAGAAGGAUUCAAAAUGACACUAAAUUAAAGCUUAUGUAAUAUACUUUAAUAUGAAAUAAAAUUUCAAACUAUAGAUUUAAUUAAGUAGCCAUAUUUGUUAUGUAAAAAUAAUUUUUAAAUAUUAAAUAGUAUAAAAAGUUGA